Messenger RNA from Cryptosporidium muris RN66, 2220 nucleotides. Its product is annotated as MIZ zinc finger domain-containing protein. Gene Ontology annotation, biological process: protein sumoylation. The coding region runs from base 1 to 2220 and encodes 739 amino acids. NCBI's taxonomy places the organism in Eukaryota, Apicomplexa, Conoidasida, Eucoccidiorida, Cryptosporidiidae. Gene Ontology annotation, molecular function: SUMO ligase activity; zinc ion binding. The transcript has a single exon. The record is from RefSeq and is a predicted model, not a curated record.
AUGGAUAGCAAUGGGUGGAGUGAAUUUUUGAAGAAACAAAGACUUAAAGAUCUCAAAGUACUAGCUAAGAGACUCGGUAUAUAUAUAAAAGCUAAUACUAAGAAAGAUGACUGUAUAAGUAUUAUACUAAACUCAUCCUUACAAGACCUACCAAGAGUAAUUAAUGAAGUUAAAGAAGGGAACUCCAAUAGUCAAUGGAAUAGUGUUAAUAAGUUAGAAAGUACAGAAGUAAGGAAAAAGGAUGAUAGCAUAGAGAAAUGUUUUAUGUGUCAUAAUGACUUGAACGUAAACUCUAUAGUUUGUAAUAUAUGUUUCAAAAAUUUUCACUACAAAUGUGUUGGAUAUGAUCCAGAGAAAGUUGAAAUAAAUGAUAAUCAACUGAUGGUAUUUAGAGCAAUAUUAACAAAACGUAAUUAUAAUGAUUUCAACUAUAAUGAUGAAGAAUAUGACUCAAUAAAACCGAAGUUUGUUUGUCCAUUUUGCAGAUUUCAGGCAUUAGAUCCAUUUAACAAGAUUGUAAAGCCCCUAUUUUUAACUACUGUAUACUCAUAUACAGCAAUACAUAAUAUACAUCCUAAAUAUGGCAAUUUAUCUAUAAAUAAUUCUUCUCAAUACCCACAAUUUAUAUCAAAAUUUUCUUUUAAUCCAAAUAGCUAUUAUAGUAAUAACAACAAUAAUGGUGAUAUUGAAAUUAAUUCAUCAUCAAAUAAUAUCCCUACAGAUCAGACCACUACUAAUUGUGAAUAUAAUAAUGGUGAGAUUAAUGAAACCUUAAGACAAAACUAUUCCGAUACAACAAUAAAUAAUUUGAAUCCUAUAUUUGAAGAUCACUUGAUGAUAUAUUGUUUAAGGUUAGAUCGUAUUGAUUUAAAUCAUGAAUAUCCAAGGAUAUUAACAAUAAAACUCAAUAACAAAGUAAUCCAAAGUAUUGAGCCACCAAGUUAUGAUCAUCUAAGACGUGACUGUCCAUUAGAUUUAAACCAAUAUAUACCUAGUAACACUAAAUAUCCCUCUAAUUCCAAUAAUUCAAUGAAUUCUAGUGUAAAUAUUGUAUUUAAUACUAUAAAUGCACUUAUUAAUCAAGGAAGAAAUCAAUUACCUAAUAACAUGAUAUUACCAAUACCAACUGCUCCUUAUAUUAUUGGAUUAUUUCAUACCCACUUCAUUAGUGAUAAUUUUAUCAUUAAUUGGCUUAUUAAAGAGAGGACAUUAUCAUAUAAUAUUGCUAAAGAUCAUUUUGUCAAUUUAAUCAGUAAUAUAAAUAAUUGUAACAAAGUUCAAGUAAAAGAUGAAAAGAAAUCUUCCAUUUCCAGUCAACAAUCCAUAUCUAAAGAUGAUGAGAAUUUAUUUGGCAAUGAGAAUAGUGGUGAUGAUGAAAUUAUUUGUUUAAAUACCAAUCAAAUACUAAACAUGCUUUGUCCAUUAUCUAUGGAUAAAUUAGAAUUACCAGGACGUGGGAUAUACUGUCGUCAUAUUAACUGUUUUGAUAUUAAGUCAUUUAUUCAAAUUAAUUCGACAAUUAAAGCAUUUAAUUCAAGAUGGAAAUGUCCACUUUGUUUUUAUAUAAUAAGACCGACAAUGCUGAAUAUUGAUAUAUUUGUGCAAAAGUUACUAAGUGAUCCAAAUAUACCAAAGGAUAGUAAUAAAAUUACCAUUAAUACUAAUUACUUAACUAAUAUUAACUAUAUUCCAGGUAGAUAUCAGAACAAUCCAUUUUUAUUACUCGAUAAUGGUAAUCAAAUUUUACAAGACGAUCAGCUAAUAAUUGAUGAAUAUGAAAACAAUAUAGAAGGGAAUUACCCUAUAGAUUCACAGUGUUCAUAUUUAGAUAGUACUUAUGUAAAAUAUCAUCAGAAUUAUGAUAUUAUUGCCAGUACUAGUAAUAAUAACGGAUUUAAUACAUCGAAGAAUUACUUAAUUUCAAAAGAAACUGAAGGAAACUACAAUUCUUUAUAUAAUGAAUAUCGUCCUCUUACUGAAAAUAAUAAUUUCAUUUCAGUUAAUGAAGUCGAAAUAAUUGAAUUAUCAGAUGAUGAUGAUGAUAAGAAUAAUACUAAUAUUCAAUGCAAUAAUUCAUCUGAAUUAGAUCCAAAUAUAAAUUAUCCAACUCAAAUUAAUGAAUCUCAGAUACUAAUUUCAAAUAAUAAUCAGAAUAGAAAGAGAUUGAGACUUUCAUCAUCAUCAAACUUUGAUAAAGUAUCACUUACAGUUAGAUUAUAG